UAUAUAAGAAAUUACGAACACUAAACCAUGCAUUUCAACUACAAACCAACCACCAACUAACAGAAAUAAAAUUACACAAUGUGGCAGUUAGCAAUAUUCUUGCUAGUAUCACCAAUCGUGGUUCAUUCCUUCGAUGGUGUGCAAUGUGGUGAUUAUAAAUGCGUUAAUGACGUGAACGUAUUUUGUAAUACGACUACCAAUACAUGUCAAUGUAGGCCCGGUUAUAUUGGAAAUGCCCGACUUAGGUGUGUCAUCGACACAAUGCAUAUUUGCACAAUGAUGGGUGAUCCACACAUCAGAACAUUCAAUCACGAGGACUCUGCCAUAUAUUUUCCAUGCACCCAGAUUCUGUCUGAAGGUGAUGUUCCAAGAGCACCCCCACAGAAAAAUUUAAAUUACCAAAUAACAGCCAUAACCAAAGAAGUUUACCAAGCCAGAUAUGCGUCACAAAUAAUGGUUGUUGCCCUGUUAAUUAGACUAUUUACUUUUGAUAACAACGAAAUAGUGUUGCGUUGUGACACAAAUGGUUGUUGGAAUAAUGCUGCCCCAUAUCAAAAGAUUACCAAUUUUGUAAAUCAGUCAUUGGCAGUUGACGUUACACGUGAUGCACCAAACGGUCAAACAGUGGUUAAUAUUCAAGGGUAUGGACCCGAAGUUAGAUUCCGAGCAGAAGACGGCUCAGUAACCAUCGCAAUCCCACCAGAUACAGUGCCUAAUGAACAGUUUCCAGGACUGUGUAACAGACCGGUUGACCCCGUAACAUUUAACGCAGAUACAGCCACAGGACUAUCUCUGAAUUACAACGACUACAUAGUCUACGUUAAUAUUGGAAACAUUAAUCAGGAUUAUGAAACAAAUCCUCAGUGUAAGAGAAUUUAUACUACUACAUGUAACCCAACACAAACAUUACAGAGGGAUUCUGUGAAAUUUUGUGCUGAUGUCUUCGCUGACCAAUCUGUUAAGGAAUGUUACUACAAUUACAGAAACCAGAAUGGUAGUGUUGUUCUGUUUGAUUUCAACAACUGCCAUGAAGCAAUAUGUGGGACAGCCGUACCAACCGCUUUUUGUAAUGAUGUUGUAAUGGCGUGUGGUGUUGACAAGAUUCCUGCAGAUGCAGGAUGUCCUCCUCCUGUUAAAUAACUCCAAAGGAACAUUUCAGAAUGAAUAAACGUUUAAAUAAGUGAA
Molecule: messenger RNA, 1185 nt
Organism: Patella vulgata (common limpet)
Lineage: Eukaryota; Metazoa; Mollusca; Gastropoda; Patellidae
Exons: 6
Coding region: 79-1140 (353 amino acids)
Source: RefSeq, a predicted model, not a curated record